This is a messenger RNA of Callorhinchus milii (elephant shark), 943 nucleotides long. RefSeq names its product KTI12 chromatin associated homolog (gene kti12). The transcript is spliced from 9 exons. The record is from RefSeq and is a predicted model, not a curated record. Bases 58 to 879 code for a protein of 273 amino acids. Lineage: Eukaryota; Metazoa; Chordata; Chondrichthyes; Chimaeriformes; Callorhinchidae.
GUUCGUUUCCGGGUCAGAAUGGCGGCGCCCCGGGUGGCGCGGCGCUGAGCGGUGCCGAUGCCGCUGGUGCUCCUGUGCGGGUUUCCCUGCAGCGGGAAGAGCCGCCGCGCGGUGCAGCUGAGGAGCCACCUGGAGGCCGCGGGCCGGAAGGCGCUGGUGGUGGAGCCGAGCCUGGGAGCCGAGCGCAGCGCCGUGUACGCGGAUUCGCAGAAGGAGAAGGAACUCUGGGGAACGCUGAAAGCUGAAGUUGAGAGGAAAGUGAACAAGGAAGAUGUGGUGAUUCUGGAUUAUUUAAAUUACAUCAAAAGUUACAGAUAUGAGCUGUUCUGUCUGAUAAAACACGCACGGACUCCACACUGCCUGAUUCAUUGUGAAACCGCAGUGGAUAUCUGCUCAGCGUGGAACCUGGAGAGAGAGCCAGAGAGCCAGUACUCCCAGGAAGUGUUCGAUGGCCUGGUGAUGCGAUUUGAGUCGCCCGAUUCCAGGAACCGAUGGGACAGCCCACUCUUCACUGUCCAGAAGGAUGAUACACUUCCGUUCCAGGCAAUAUGUGAUGCGAUCUUCCACAGAAAAGCACCACCGCCAAAUCAGUCCACGCAGAACCAACCGCUGUCCUCUACAAACUUCCUGUACGAAUUGGACAAAGUUACCCAAGACAUGUUAAUGGCAAUAUUAAAUGCACAGAAAACCAGUCUGCCAGGGGACCGGAUCGUACUACCCGGAGCCACUGAAAAGAUCGAGCUGAGCCACAAUCUCAGCAUGGCUGAGCUUCGCAAGCUGAGGCGCCAGUUUAUCACCUACACAAAGCUGCAUCCCACAGAGAACAUUGGCCACAUCGCCAACAUGUUUGUACAGUAUCUCAACAAAAGCACACACUAGCGAAGACCCCAUUAUAAGUCAUUAUUUUUAUUUUUAUUAUUCCUCAAUAAAAUGUUAUUCUGUC